AUGAAACGCCAUGGUGCUGAAGGCGGUGAUUACAACCGCGGUGGAUCGAAGCGUCAACGGGGUGACGGCUACGCCGACGCUCUGGCGGCUGGCAAAUUUGAGCUUCGCUUUCUCGUAUCAAGCAAGAGUGCCGGAGCAGUGAUUGGAAAAGGAGGAGACAACAUCAAACGUCUCCGCUCUCAAUUCGAUGCCACCGUCACAGUCCCCGAUAGCCAGGGGUCAGCCGAGCGAGUAUUGACUAUCGUCUGUGUCGUCGAUAACAUUGCUCCACUUUGUGCCGAAAUGCUGCCCAAAUUUGAGGAUGCGGGUGCUGAUGGAAAGAGGGAAGCCAAGAUGCUCGUUCACAUGUCGCACGCUGGAGCCAUCAUUGGAAAGGGUGGUUCGAAGAUCAAGGAAUUACGCGAGGAGACUGGAUGCAACAUUAAGGUUUACUCUGAGUGUGCUCCACAAUCAUCCGACCGCAUCGUGCAAAUCAUGGGAUCCGAGUCGGGCCUUCCAGGAGCGGUGAAAGCCGUGUGUGGUCUCAUCAAGUCGAUCCCCAUCAAAGGUGCCACUCGACAAUACGACCCUAUCAACUAUGAUCCGGUGUUAGCCAAUGAAUAUGGAGGCUUCACAUUUGGCGGUGGUGAUCGCGGUCCGCCAUCGCGCGGUGAUCGAGGUGGUCGAGAUGGAUACGGAGCAAACAUGGAGAGAAGAGGAGGCGGUGAUGGCCAUGGUCGCUUCGGAGGUGGAGGACCAAUGGGUGGCGGACCUCGAGGAAUGGGACCACCGAUGAGAGGCGGACGAGACAUGGGACCACCAAUGUUGGGCAUGGGCGGAGAUUUUGGUCGUGGACCUGGACCCCAGAUGAGCGGCCCGUUUGGUGGCGGUGGAAUGGGCGCACCGAUGGGAGGAAUGGGAGGCCCAAUGGGCGGCUACAAUCAAGGAUUCCCCGGUGGUCCUCCACAAGCUGGUGGUAAUGCACUCUCGUCAACACAGCAAGUCACCAUUCCGACUGAGCUGGGAGGAACAAUAAUUGGGCGUGGAGGCGAGAGGAUCAACCGCAUCCGCGAAGAAUCUGGUGCUCACAUUGUGCUCGAGCCGACGGCCCCUGGACAAGAGGAACGAAUUAUCACCAUCACCGGCACACAAAAUCAGAUCCACGCCGCACAGUAUCUCCUUCAGCAAUGUGUUCGUCAAAGCUUGUCACAACAAGGCGGCCCUGGAGGACCCGGCGGAAUGCAAGGUGGAAUGCGUGAGAUGCGAAGCGGUCCGGGACGUUUCCGU
This is a messenger RNA of Mesorhabditis belari, 1266 nucleotides long. The record is from the annotation of a GenBank genome assembly. NCBI's taxonomy places the organism in Eukaryota, Metazoa, Nematoda, Chromadorea, Rhabditida, Rhabditidae.